AAAGUGGUUGGGUAUUAUGUGAAAAACAAAAGUUUGGUAAAAAAGGUAGUAGUAAAAGAAUUCUAAAGGAAGUUGUUGAGUUAUUGAAAGGUUAUUUCCAUAGUGUAAAUACACCUGGUAAGUCACAUUUAUCAGCUGAAGAUAUGAUGAGAGAAUUACAUAUGGCUGCAGAAAUGGGACAUUUAGCAAAAGAAAAAAUACCACAGAAAGUUAAUACAAUUAGAGGGUGA
Molecule: messenger RNA, 230 nt
Organism: Funneliformis mosseae
Lineage: Eukaryota; Fungi; Glomeromycota; Glomeromycetes; Glomerales; Glomeraceae
Source: the annotation of a GenBank genome assembly